Monodelphis domestica (gray short-tailed opossum) is the source of this 3127-nucleotide messenger RNA. RefSeq names its product cryptochrome circadian regulator 1 (gene CRY1). The record is from RefSeq and is a predicted model, not a curated record. Gene Ontology annotation, cellular component: nucleus; cytoplasm. NCBI's taxonomy places the organism in Eukaryota, Metazoa, Chordata, Mammalia, Didelphimorphia, Didelphidae. Gene Ontology annotation, molecular function: FAD binding; DNA binding. Gene Ontology annotation, biological process: negative regulation of DNA-templated transcription; circadian regulation of gene expression; entrainment of circadian clock by photoperiod.
GGCGGGGCUUUGGCGUUAGCUCACGCGGUACCGGGAGAGGCCGCCAUCGAUUCUGUGCGGGGAGGGAGAGACUAGGACAUAAUUGAUGCCCAGGAGAGCGGGGAACAGGGAGCGUCGCUAGCUACGGCUCACAUCUGCAAAGGCUACGUCGGCGGCGGGUGCACUGGGCAGCCUCUUCGGGAACGCGAGGCGCCACCAGCAGGUCCCCGGCCCCUCCCUGACGCCGGUUGCCGGGUGUAGUAAACACACUUCAGAAACGUGACGAUCUGUGGGUCACGUGUCUGAGGCCUCAGCCAAUGGAGUGCCGGGGGCGGAGCGAAAGCCGCUGACGCGUACGCCCAGCUCUAGGAGUCCGAGUCCGAGCCGGAGUUGCCGCCGCCUAAAGGAACCCGGGAGCCGGUGGAAGAGAGCGGGAGCCGGACCGGGACCAGAACUAGAACUAGAACCAGAGCCUCCCCUCACUCUGCCUCUCCCCCGCACCUGGGCCGGGGCGGCCACGUGAUCUCACGGGCGUCGGCGCGAGGAUUCCCCCCCACCCGGUCCGCCGGGACGCGAUGUGGCCCCGCCGGGCGUCCGCGGGCCUCGCUGGGUCCUAGAGCCCGCCGUUCUCAGGCCCCCGAGAGACUGGCCAGCCACGGAAUGGGGGUGAAUGCUGUGCACUGGUUCCGGAAGGGGCUCCGGCUCCACGAUAACCCCGCACUCAAGGAGUGCAUCGAGGGCGCGGAUACCGUGCGCUGCGUCUACAUUCUGGACCCCUGGUUCGCGGGCUCCUCCAACGUGGGCAUCAACAGGUGGCGAUUUCUGCUUCAGUGUCUUGAAGAUCUCGAUGCCAACCUAAGAAAAUUAAAUUCUCGUUUGUUCGUCAUUCGUGGACAGCCAGCAGAUGUGUUUCCUCGACUUUUCAAGGAAUGGAACAUUGCUAAGCUUUCCAUUGAAUAUGAUUCUGAACCUUUUGGGAAGGAACGAGAUGCAGCUAUUAAGAAACUGGCCAGUGAGGCAGGAGUGGAAGUCAUUGUACGAAUUUCACAUACUCUGUAUGACCUAGACAAGAUCAUAGAAUUGAAUGGUGGACAACCACCUCUGACAUAUAAAAGAUUCCAAACUCUGAUCAGCAAAAUGGAACCAUUAGCGACUCCAGUGGAGACAAUCACACCUGAAGUGAUGCACAAGUGUGUAACACCUCUCUCAGAUGAACAUGAUGAAAAAUAUGGUGUGCCCUCACUAGAAGAACUAGGCUUUGAUACAGAUGGUUUACCUUCUGCAGUGUGGCCUGGUGGGGAAACAGAAGCCCUCACGCGCUUGGAGAGACAUUUAGAAAGAAAAGCUUGGGUAGCAAACUUUGAAAGACCAAGAAUGAAUGCGAAUUCUCUUCUGGCAAGCCCAACAGGACUCAGUCCUUACCUGCGAUUUGGCUGUUUGUCUUGUCGCCUAUUUUACUUCAAGUUGACUGACCUUUACAAGAAGGUAAAGAAGAACAGCUCUCCUCCCCUCUCUCUUUAUGGGCAGCUCUUGUGGCGUGAAUUUUUCUACACGGCAGCCACAAACAACCCACGCUUUGAUAAAAUGGAAGGGAACCCCAUCUGUGUUCAGAUUCCCUGGGAUAGGAACCCCGAGGCACUAGCCAAGUGGGCUGAAGGCAGGACAGGCUUCCCCUGGAUUGAUGCCAUCAUGACCCAGCUACGUCAGGAGGGUUGGAUUCACCAUUUGGCCAGACAUGCUGUUGCCUGCUUCCUGACACGAGGGGACCUAUGGAUUAGCUGGGAGGAAGGAAUGAAGGUCUUUGAAGAGCUGCUGCUUGACGCUGACUGGAGUAUCAAUGCAGGGAGCUGGAUGUGGCUGUCUUGCAGCUCCUUUUUCCAGCAGUUUUUCCACUGUUAUUGUCCUGUUGGCUUUGGUAGGAGAACCGAUCCCAAUGGAGAUUAUAUCAGACGAUACCUUCCUGUCCUAAGAGGCUUCCCUGCAAAAUAUAUAUAUGAUCCCUGGAAUGCACCAGAAGGUAUCCAGAAGGUGGCAAAGUGUUUGAUUGGAGUCAAUUACCCUAAGCCGAUGGUGAACCACGCUGAGGCCAGCCGCCUGAAUAUUGAAAGGAUGAAGCAGAUCUAUCAGCAGCUCUCUCGAUAUAGAGGACUGGGUCUUCUUGCUUCAGUCCCCUCUAACCCAAAUGGCAAUGGUAGCCUCAUGGCCUACACACCUGGAGAAAACAUUCCUGGCUGUAGCAGUGGUGGAGUAGGAGCUCCAGUGGGUGCCAGUGAUGGUCAGAUACUUCAGGCGUGUGUGCUCCCAGAGCCUCCUACAGGAACCAGUGGUGUUCAGCAACCAGGUUACUCUCAGGGGAGUGGUAUUUCACAUUAUUCUCAUGAAGACAGUCAGCAGGCUUACAUGUUAAAGCAAGGAAGAAGUUCCCUCGGGGUCGGUGGCGGGAAGCGUCCUAGGCAAGAAGAGGAGACUCAGAGCAUCAACCCAAAAGUUCAGCGACAGAGCACAAACUAGGAAGAAAUGCUGUGGCAGUUGUAAUUGGAGAUUAAAGUAAUACUCUUUCAAUAAAUUAUUUCAAAAUGUUCUUUAUGAUGGAAACCAGUUACAUUUUUGAAAUGUAUUAUUUCUAGUGGCAUUUCUAUGGUUUUUAACUUUUUAUUGAAUUUCACAAAGGGCAAACGUGUAAUUUGUAUAUAAAGUACUUGGGACUGAAUUUGUUUAAUGUAAAUAGAAAUAUCCAAUAUGAUUAGUGAUAGACUUCUCAAUAUAUUUUUGAUAAUCUUUCAUGUAUGGUAAAAGUAAAAGUUGUCACUGAUGUAAAAUCGGGAGUUUCCAGCAGGCACAGAGGAAACAUGGAUGUGUUCAGACUUUCUGAAAAGAUUUUGUUAACAUUUUGAGGCACUGUUUUCUUGACCUCAUUGUAUGAUCCAACUUUGCAUACUUUGAUAAAAAAAAAAUUAGAAAAUGUGUGUAAUCAUAGCUGUUGAGUGGAGCAUCCCAAACCUAGCCAUGUAUAUUUGAAAACUUCAUGUGCUCCAAUUAUUUGUCCAAACUUGUGCAAAGCAUCAUUUGUACAUCACAUUUCCUUAUAUCUCUAUUUUUUUGUUUACCACUCAAGUGGCCUUGUCAAUAAAGUAAAAACACAAAGACA